Molecule: messenger RNA, 1155 nt
Organism: Linepithema humile (Argentine ant)
Lineage: Eukaryota; Metazoa; Arthropoda; Insecta; Hymenoptera; Formicidae
Source: RefSeq, a predicted model, not a curated record
GUUACAUUUUUAAUCCAUUUUAAUAAUAGCAAUAAAAUUAAUAUCUUUUCCCUGAAAUUAUGAAUGUGCAAAUUUAAACUUAACCUAGUUUUUUAUAAAAUUUAUUUUUUUGUGUCAUAUAGUUCAGGGAUCUGAACUGAAGGCAUGCUGCUAAUAGCAGUAACACUUUCUCAACCAAGAAAGGCCAAAAAAAAAAAUUAUUUUGUGCUAUUUGAUUUGUAUUUACAAAGCUUUAGAAUCUAGGAUACUUUGUUAGCUUUAUUACUUAAAGUUUUUGAAGUAUCCUAGGCUUUAAAGCUAUGUAAAUAUAUACAAAAUUUUUUCUUAUGUAUAUUUAUAUUACCUUAUAUUUGUUUAGACAUAAUGUUUGCUACUACAUUAUUAAAGAAAGCACAAACGUUACAUAAUUCUAAAGAUACAAUACAUAGUUCUGCUUCAUCAAUAAAGAAUAGUAAAUCCAGUUGUUCAAAUGUAACAAGUACUAUAGUUCCUGACAAUACUGAUAAUACUGAAAAUAUAGUUCACAAAUAUACUUCUUCUAGCACUGAAAACAUUUCAGAUACGCUAAAUACUGAAGUAAAUAUAGAAAAAUGGGAACAUAAAGCUGUACUUCUUUUAAUAUCUUUAUAUAAAGAAAAAUCAUAUAUGCUGGGAAAAGGUUCUCAUAAAAAAAUGUGGAUAGACAUUUCCAAGUGUAUGAAGGAAAAAAAAUAUAAUUUUACAGGCAACCAAUGCAAUAAUAAAAUGGAUGCAUUGAAGAGACGAUAUCGUCAAAUUGUUGACCAUAAUGCUCAAAGUGGAAACGAUAGAAAAGAUUGGAUAUAUUUAGAUGUAUUAGAUAAUAUUUUUCGAAAAAAACAUUGGAUAAAACCAUUAUCUGUAGCAGGAUCAAAUAUUAAAGAACCUGAACAUUCUCCAUUAACUGACAACAGUGAUGAGAAUGAAACACCAGUUAAGCAAAGAAAAAUCUCAUUAACUGAAGCAAGAGCAAAUUAUUUGACACUUUCAUUAGAAGAAAAAAGACUAAAAAGAAAAGAAACUGCCAAUUAUAGAGCUACAAAGUUACAAAUAUUAAGAGAAAUAAAAGAAGCAUUAGGGAAACAGAAACAAUAGUAAUAUGCAUAUAUGAAGAGAAAAUGUAAAAAGAGAAAAAAA